AUGCAGGGGAGAGAUGUUAUUGGUGUUGCGGAGACUGGCUCCGGAAAAACCCUAGCCUACGGUCUCCCCAUCCUCUCUCGUCUCCUCACAGCCGCUACCUCUUCCUCUCCCCCCUCUCAUCUUUCCACUUCCCUUUCUUCCACUUCCACUUCCUCUCCAUCUCCCCCCUCUCUCCCUCCCGCCCACUCCGUCAUCAAAAACAAAAACACGAACGUCAAGCAAGAAAACACGACAGGAAGGAAAACUCAAAAGAAAAAGACGAGAAGACCCCUCCGCGCACUCAUACUCGCCCCGACGCGCGAACUCGCAUUACAGGUUUCGGCGCAUUUGAAUGGGUGUUUGAAUGGGGUUUAUCAGUCUAGUUCUAAUUCUGGGGAGGGCGUCGGAAUCAAAGUGGAGGAUGAGGAUGGAGAGGGGGGCGUUCCUGAACAGGGGGAGGGGAAGGACGUGAAGGGCGGGAAAUCCAACGGUAAAGCCGGAGGCGGGAAGAAGGGUAAGGUGAGUGGAAACGGGAAGGGCAAGGGUAAAGAAACGACGAAAGCCAAGGCACCCCCGCUCGUGAGCGUAGCGGCCAUCGUGGGCGGCAUGUCGGCGCAGAAACAGAAGAGGGUGUUGGAGAGGGGUGUGGACGUGUUGGUUGCGACGCCGGGGAGGUUGUGGGAUGUUGUUGAGGAGGACCCCACCCUCGCCGAAGACAUCAAACACCUGCAUUUCCUCGUGCUCGACGAAGCGGACAGGAUGAUCGAGACGGGCCAUUUUAAGGAGCUUGACGGGUUGUUGAGGCUGACGAGGAGGGAGUUUCAGAAAGAAACGACGGAAGCCGAUUUCGACUUCAGCCUGUCCGCUCAGACGAAGGGACAGCAUGGCGCUGAAUUCGACUCCGACUGCGAGGAACAAAACGGAGAAGCAGGACCCCAGAGCGGAAAACAAGAUGGGAAAGGAGAGGGCGAAGGCGUGAACGACACGAUGCAGACCUUCGUUUUCUCCGCGACGUUGAGUAAGGACCUUCAGCGGAACUUGAAGAAGAGGGGCUGGGGUGGUGGGGGUGCCGGUGGAACGGGUGGAAGGAAGGGGAAGGAGGUGGCGUCGACGUUGGACGAACUCCUACAGAGACUCGACUUUCGCGAUCCGGAGCCGGAGGUCGUCGAUCUCAGUCCGGAGGGCGGGGUCGUGGAGACGUUGAAGGAGUGUAAGAUCGAGUGUUUGAUGACUGAGAAGGACAUCUACCUCUACUAUUUCCUCCUCCGCUACCCCGGCCGGACGCUCGUCUUCCUGGCGAGCGUGGACGGGAUAAGGAGGAUGCUGCCGCUGUUUGAGUUCUUGGGGCUGCCGGUGUGGCCGUUGCAUUCGCAGAUGGAGCAGAGGCAGAGGUUAAAGAAUCUGGAUCGCUUCAAAUCAAACCACCACGCCGUCCUCCUCGCCACAGACAUCGCCUCCCGCGGCCUCGACAUCCCUUCCGUAGACCACGUAGUGCACUACCAGAUCCCACGCACGGCCGACGCGUACGUGCACCGGAACGGAAGGACGGCAAGGGCGAGCAGGAAGGGGUUCGGCAUGUUGAUGUGUGCACCGGACGAGAGGAGGGUGAUGAGGGGGGUUUUGGGGAGUUUGGGACGAGAGGAGUCCUCGAUCCCAGAAAUGACGAUCGAGCAUCACCUCCUCGAUAAACUCAAGCCGCGGCUGCAGCUUGCGAGACAGAUAGAGAACGCGCAGCAUAAGGAGAAGAAGGAGAAGCACGAGAAGAAUUGGUUGAAGGAGAUGGCGGAGGCGAUGGAUGUCGAUUUGGAUGAGAGUUUGGGCGGCGGGGACGAUGACGCCCCCUCAAACCCGAUGUCACAACGACUCAAGGCCAAAACCGCGAAAUUAAACGCUAUGAAGGCCGAGCUGAAGAGGUUGCUCGCGCAACCGCUCGUCGCGAGGGGCGUGUCGACGAAAUAUAUCACGAGUGGGAGUAGGCCGAUCGUGGAUGAUAUCGUCAGAGGGGAAUAUCAUGAAGGGAUGGUUGGCGUGAAGAAAGCGGAGGCGGGUGACGAUCUGAUGGCGGUGAAGAAGGGUAAGGGUAAGGACAAGAAGAAGGAAAAGGCGAAGAAGGGGAAAGGUGUGAAGAAAGAGGAGGACCAUGGAGAUGGCGACGAUGGGGAGGAGUGGACUGGCUUUGGGUCAUGA
Stereum hirsutum FP-91666 SS1 is the source of this 2166-nucleotide messenger RNA. RefSeq names its product DEAD-domain-containing protein. Gene Ontology annotation, cellular component: nucleolus. Bases 1 to 2166 code for a protein of 721 amino acids. The record is from RefSeq and is a predicted model, not a curated record. Gene Ontology annotation, molecular function: nucleic acid binding; ATP binding. NCBI's taxonomy places the organism in Eukaryota, Fungi, Basidiomycota, Agaricomycetes, Russulales, Stereaceae. The transcript has 10 exons.